UGCAGUCUCCCUCCAGGUCUCUCCAAUCCUCUUGAGCAUUUUCCCCGGAAGGCUCUUCUGAAAACCGGAAAAAGGAUCGGGAAACACUAGCAGGCACUUUGCGCUUGCGCUUAGGGGAGCCGGAAGUCGAGGCAGGAGUGAUUCUACUUCCGUUUCUAGUUUUGCUCUGGUGUUUGGGUUUCUCCUCGGCCGCCCAAGAUGAACCGAUUCUUCGGGAAAGCGAAACCCAAGGCUCCGCCGCCCAGCCUGACUGACUGCAUUGGCACGGUGGACAGCCGGGCAGAAUCUAUUGACAAGAAGAUUUCUCGAUUGGAUGCUGAGCUAGUGAAGUAUAAGGAUCAGAUCAAGAAGAUGAGAGAGGGUCCUGCAAAGAAUAUGGUCAAGCAGAAAGCCUUGCGGGUUUUAAAGCAAAAACGGAUGUAUGAGCAGCAGCGGGACAAUCUCGCCCAACAGUCUUUUAACAUGGAACAAGCCAAUUACACCAUCCAGUCAUUGAAGGACACUAAGACCACGGUUGAUGCUAUGAAACUGGGAGUAAAAGAAAUGAAAAAAGCAUACAAGCAAGUGAAAAUUGACCAGAUCGAGGAUUUACAAGACCAGUUAGAGGAUAUGAUGGAAGAUGCAAAUGAAAUCCAAGAAGCACUGAGUCGCAGUUAUGGCACCCCAGAAUUAGAUGAAGAUGACCUGGAAGCUGAAUUGGAUGCACUGGGUGAUGAGCUUCUAGCUGAUGAAGAUAGUUCCUACUUGGAUGAAGCAGCAUCUGCACCUGCAAUUCCAGAAGGUGUUCCCACUGACACAAAAAACAAGGAUGGAGUUCUGGUGGAUGAAUUUGGAUUGCCACAGAUUCCUGCUUCAUAGACUUGCAUCAUUCAAGUACCUCGUAUAAAAUGAACAUACAUUGUGGGACUGGGAAAUGUGUUAUCUUUCCGAAAUUUCCAUAACAGAUUUAGGUUUUUUUCUUUUCUUUGAAAGAAAGGUUAAUUACAUUGCUUUUUUUCUUCCCAGUAAGAGACUCAUCCCUUUGGAGAUGCUUUCUUUGUACUAAAAUUUGAUUCCUUUUUCUCCUAUGAAAGACUAACUUACUUAAAAGUAUCUUUGUAUGACUUAGUGAUCAUUUAAAAUAAAAUCAAGGAAAUGGGAAUCUU
Messenger RNA from Otolemur garnettii (small-eared galago), 1145 nucleotides. It is a transcript of the gene CHMP5, whose product is annotated as charged multivesicular body protein 5. The transcript is spliced from 8 exons. Gene Ontology annotation, biological process: vesicle budding from membrane; late endosome to vacuole transport via multivesicular body sorting pathway. The record is from RefSeq and is a predicted model, not a curated record. The coding region runs from base 199 to 858 and encodes 219 amino acids. NCBI's taxonomy places the organism in Eukaryota, Metazoa, Chordata, Mammalia, Primates, Galagidae. Gene Ontology annotation, cellular component: multivesicular body.